AUGAGUAAAACACUAAUCAAGGAUAGUGUACCCGCCUUUCUUGCCAAGUUAUGGAAAUUAUUGAACGAUACAGAAACCGACAACAUUAUACACUGGAGCAAGGAUGGCACCACAUUUGUGGUUAAAGAUCAAGGCAAAUUUUCUGCUGAUAUAUUACCUAAAUAUUUCAAGCACGGAAACUUUGCUAGUUUCGUUCGACAGCUAAACAUGUAUGGUUUCCAUAAAGUCUUCAAUGCUGAACGUGGCGGUUUAAAUGGUCGCGAUUACUGGGAAUUUAGCAACAAUAAUUUCCAGCGCGAUUAUCCUGAUAAAUUAGAUAUGGUUAAACGAAAGGUUAGCAAAUAUAACUGUUCAAUUUAA
Messenger RNA from Trichoplax adhaerens, 360 nucleotides. RefSeq lists its product as uncharacterized. Gene Ontology annotation, molecular function: sequence-specific DNA binding; DNA-binding transcription factor activity. The coding region runs from base 1 to 360 and encodes 119 amino acids. The record is from RefSeq and is a predicted model, not a curated record. Lineage: Eukaryota; Metazoa; Placozoa; Uniplacotomia; Trichoplacea; Trichoplacidae. Gene Ontology annotation, biological process: regulation of DNA-templated transcription. The transcript is spliced from 3 exons.